AUGCGUCUGUGUUGUUGCUGCAGGAGAAAUUCUGACGAAGUCGACAAGGGCUCUGCUAUCGAGCUCCGUGUUGGACCAGAGGUUGAAGAAAUUCCGCUGCGGUCUAGUAAUGAAUCGCACGUGGAGGAGGAUCUACAAGGGAAGCUGUGGUACCACGGAAGGCUGACCCGCGAGCUGGCGGAGCCGUUGCUCUGUGCAGACGGCGACUUCCUGGUGAGGGAGUCGUCCGUCAAGAACACGCCCCGACUCACUCUGUCCGUGCGGUGGCAGCGGGAAGUCAAGCACAUCAUACUGCUGCGCAGCCACGAGGGCUGGUACUGCAGGCCGGGAGUUUUCUUCGGCAGCGUGGAGCAGCUGGUGUCGGGUUACCAGACGUCUGGGCAGCUGUUGCUGGAGGGAUGGGGCGGGCGUCUCCUGAGGCCCGUGCAGAACGUCACCUGCGACCUCACCAGCCAGGACGUCACCCUCAUCAAGAGGAUCGGGGAGGGCUACUUUGGGGAGGUGUUCCUAGGGCUGCUGAGGAGUUCUGGGGAGAAGGUGGCGGUCAAGAUGUCCAAGGUGGACCUUCCCGACGAACGCCGGCGUGACAUCAUUGACGAGGGCCGGCUGCUCCACCGCUACAGACACCGCCACGUCGUCGGCUUCGUCGGCAUGUGCCUCUACCACAGCACCAUCAUGGUCGUCAUGGAGUUUGUCCCAGGUGGUUCGCUGCUUCAGCACCUGAAGGAGCACCGGCUGACGCUGUCCACAGAAGAGCUGACGGCCAUGUGCCGUGACGCGGCUGAGGGGAUGGCCUACCUGGAGGCUAUGAAGUGUGUGCACCGCGACCUGGCCGCCCGCAACUGUCUACUGGGAGAGAACAACCUGGUGAAGAUAUCGGACUUUGGCAUGUCCCGCGAGGUGGAGGACUACUACAUGGCCCACAACCUACGCCAGGUGCCGGUCAGGUGGACGGCUCCCGAGGCCCUCCAGAUGGGCAAGUACUCGUGGAUGAGCGACGUGUGGAGCUUCGGCGUGCUGAUGUGGGAGGUGUUCUCGCGCGGAGCCAACCCCUACACGGGCUUCAGCAACCAGGAGGUGCGGGACAAGGUCGAAAACGGUUUCCGCAUGCGCCCCCCAGCUGGGACACCGGUCGCCAUGGCGACGCUGAUGUCUCGCUGCUGGGAAGCGGAGCGCAGGCAGAGGCCGCACUUCUCAGAGAUCCUGCAGGCCAUCGAGGACUUCCAGACGCGGAGCGCACCUGUCCAGUAGCUUGCCGGACUGGGAAGCCCUCCUCAUCACCUUGCUGUACUUCCGUACCAGCGGCGCUAAUCUCAUGUUGACAUUCUCUGUACCUGCGACAUGGACAACAAGGCACAGAGGGCUUCAUAUCUACUGGACCGACGACCAGGUGUUUUCAGUGGGUGAGCGUCCACAAGCACAUCCUGAUCAAAUCAGAAGUCAUAAAACACCCCAUAUACCGACGCAGACCAGGACAGCACCAGCACCGCGUGGUCACGAAUUGUGUUGUUGGAAGAUAAUGUGACAGAGAUCUCAAAGACAGCGUCAAAUCAAGUGCCUUGUUUUAUCAGUGUUCUGACCACUUUGAUGCAUCCCAUGACGACUUUCUCUGCUAUGACAAACUCUUCUUCUCAGAGCACCACAUGUACCAAAAUGCGCAGUUACUCUAAAAGCAUGGUUUGGUAAGUCUGGUAGAAAAACAACAUAAAAUGUUUGUUUCGUAAACAACUCACUUUACUUCUCACCAUAGCCUCCUUUGAGAGAUAUAUACUUGGUUCAGCGGUCCUCCAGCCUCUUAAUCCCAUAAAUAAAAAAAAAAACUCUGCAAAAUACUCAUUGACGUUUAGUACCACUUCCGCAUCCGAUGAAAAUUUCUUCCCAGAAAGCCAAAGUUU
Molecule: messenger RNA, 1895 nt
Organism: Schistocerca nitens (vagrant locust)
Lineage: Eukaryota; Metazoa; Arthropoda; Insecta; Orthoptera; Acrididae
Product: tyrosine-protein kinase Fer-like
Exons: 8
Coding region: 1-1251 (416 amino acids)
Biological process (GO): protein phosphorylation
Molecular function (GO): ATP binding; protein tyrosine kinase activity
Source: RefSeq, a predicted model, not a curated record